AUGAGUCCAAAAAUCAUUUCCUUGUCGUUAAAAAAACUGGAUCAUACAGAAGUUAAAUAUCACAAUAAUAAUAACGAUAGCAACUCAUGUUCUGCAUUUCGUGUGCCUAAAUGUACACGUUGUCGUAAUCAUGGAGUGAUUUCCUUAUUAAAAGGUCAUAAAAGACAUUGUCGUUGGAGAAAUUGUCAUUGUGCUGCUUGUCUACUUGUGGUUGAACGUCAACGUGUUAUGGCUGCACAAGUUGCUUUAAGAAGACAACAAACAUCUCAACAUUUAACUUGUUCAGAGAAUAUAAUAGAUACGAAUAAACAAAAAUAUGAUAUUGAACAUUUACAUGACUAUCAAAUUAACAAUCCGCUGAACAAAUUCAACUUUUCAAUUCCUUAUAAUAUCAAUAAUAAUAAUAAUCACAAUCAUAGUCAACCUUUUACAAUGUUGAGAAGUAGUGCAGUGAUUCCCAAUAAUGCAACAUCCAUAUUUAAUUCGAUCGAUAGUGCACCGGAAAUCUAUACAAAAUUAUCAAAUGUGAAUUAUUCAAAUAAAAAUCUUGAAAAUCAUGUUGAAUCCUACUACAAUGAAUUGGAUAAAACUUUUUCGACUGAGAAUAUAAUAGAUACGAAUAAACAAAAAUAUGAUAUUGAACAUUUACAUGACUAUCAAAUUAACAAUUCGCUGAACAAAUUCAACUUUUCAAUUCCUUAUAAUAUCAAUAAUAAUAAUAAUCACAAUCAUAGUCAACCUUUUACAAUGUUGAGAAGUAGUGCAAUGAUUCCUAAUAAUGCAACAUCCACAUUUAAUUCGAUCGAUAAUGCACCGGAAAUCUAUACAAAAUUACCAAAUGUGAAUUAUUCAAAUAAAAAUCAUGAAAAUCAUGUUGAAUUCUACUAUAAUGAGUUGGAUAAAACUUUUUCGACUGAAAAUUCUAAGUCAUCAUCAAUUGAUCACAUUCAUGCAACUCCUAUUCAAACAUCUCUCCUAAAUAAUUUCAAUUUUCAACAAGAUCAACAGACGCUUCAUUCAAAUAUGAUUUGUCAUAAUAAUAAUAAUAAUAGUGAAGAAAAUUUAUCCAAUCAUCAAAUAAAACAAUAUAAUUUAUUCAAGGAUUCAAUGGAUUCUUCGCAUUUCAAACAUGCCAAUACUGUUCAAUUACAAUUGUAUGAUUUAGUCAAUUGUUGUAGUAGAUUUCAAAACUCUGUAGCAAGUAAUAAUAAUAAUGUUCUUCAUGAGAAUGAUUCAAUGUUCAAGAUGAAACAGAAUAAACUGGAUAUAUAUACAGGACUGAAUGAUUUUCAUCAUUUGUCCAGCAUCACGAAUAAUGAUAUAUCGAUGACAACAACAUCAACAAACAAUGGUAUUCCUUUAACUACCAAUAAAUAUACUACUAUCAGUAAUCAACAAUUGUCAAAUAGUUUGUUAACAAACGAUCAACAUACCUUGUUAUAUUCUUCUUCAACAACAACAACACCGACAACUCUUAACAAUGAUGUUUGUGAAACUCAUAGAUUCAAUGUUCAAUCUAUGCAUAUUCCUACAACUUGCUUACUACAUAAACAAGAAACAAUUUAUCCAAUAAUAAAAUUUUCUGUAUUAAAUAUUCUUAACAGACGACAUUGAGAAACAAUAACUAUAUAUAUAUAUGCAUUCAAAUCACAGUUUAAACUUGAUGACAUCUUGUUCGAAUCAAUUAUGUUGUACAAAAUGUUAAUUUAUAUAUAUAUAUAAUGGUAAGGUGUAGGUAAGAAAAAAACAUCACAACUUGGGUUCCGAGUAAUGUUCAACGGCGUGUCACGCAGAAGUUAUAACUCGUCAAGAAGUGUAUCACAUCGGAAUGCAUAGCGCGAUCAGUGUUUUUUUGAAGACAUGUAAAACAAGACAGUCAGUAAUGUGUUUGUUUUGCAAAUGUGCAAGUUUGAAGAUUUGAUUGAUG
Schistosoma turkestanicum is the source of this 1927-nucleotide messenger RNA. NCBI's taxonomy places the organism in Eukaryota, Metazoa, Platyhelminthes, Trematoda, Strigeidida, Schistosomatidae. The record is from the annotation of a GenBank genome assembly.